GGCGCUGCGGCCCUGCGCUCAUGGCGCUGUACCAGCUCUUCUCGCACCCGGUCGAGCGCGGCUACCGCGCGGGGCUCUGCUCCAAGGCCGCGCUCUUCCUGCUGCUGACCACCGCGCUCACCUACAUCCCCCCGCUGCUGGUGGCCUUCCGGAGCCACGGGUUUUGGCUGAAGCGGAGCAGCUACGAGGAGCAGCCGAACGUGCGCUUCCAGCACCAGGUGCUGCUCGUGGCCCUGCUGGGGCCCGAGCCCGGAGCCUUCCUCGCCUGGAGCACGUUCCCCACCUUCAACCGGCUGCAGGGGCCUCACCUGCGCGUCCCGCUCGUGUCGACCAGAGAAGAAGACAGGAACCAGGAUGGGAAGAUGGACAUGCUACAUUUUAAACUUGAACUUCCCCUGCAAUCCACAGAGCAGGUUCUUGGUGUACAGCUUAUCCUGACCUUCUCCUACCAACUGCACAGGAUGUCAACCUUCGUGAUGCAGAGCAUGGCAUUUCUUCAGUCCUCCUUUGCUGUUCCUGGGUCACAGUUAUAUGUGAAUGGCGACCUGAGGCUGCAGCAGAAGCAGCCACUGAGCUACCGCAGCCUAGACGUCAGAUACAAUGUAUCCGUGAUCAAUGGGACUAGUCCUUUUGCUCAUGACUACGACCUCACUCACAUUGUUGCUGCCUAUCAGGAAAGGAACGUUACCACUGUCCUGAGCAACCCCAACCCAAUCUGGCUGGUGGGCAGGGCUGCUGAAGCUCCGUUUGUAAUCAAUGCCAUCAUCCGAUAUCCUGUGGAAGUCAUUUCUUACCAGCCAGGAUUCUGGGAGAUGAUGAAGUUUGCCUGGGUCCAGUAUGUCAGCAUCCUGCUCAUCUUCCUCUGGGUGUUUGAAAGAAUCAAAACCUUCGUGUUUCAGAAUCAAGUAGUGACCUCCAUCCCUGUGGCCGUGCCCCAGGGAGAGGUAGGAAAAGAGCACUUAUCUUGAGAAGACCACCCCAUCUGGAGACUCUAGGGACCGUGGCUACCUCGCUCUUGUCUUCUGAGAACUGCCCUUUUGCAGCAUCUCCGCAACUAGCCUGUUGGACACAUUCAGGCCUGAAUGUUUUCCCCUUAGAAACAAAGAAUGGUUUUUCCAGAGUCACACUGCAUAGACCCUGUGCCUUCAAAGCACCGAGGAACUCCGCUAGGACUAGUGCGGAGGGAGGUCACGGGGUUACUGGGGCCUGUGAUCUUUGUUUUGUUUCUGGUUUUGCUUUGGCCUUGAGUUUUAGGAGAAGACUGCAGCCAGUUCCUACAUCUUUGAAAGAGCCCCACUUCUGGUCAAGCAAGGACUUCUCCUUUUGGACCCCACCCCCACCCCACUCCCCACCCGCCCACCCCGGUCCUAAGUGACUUUUCAGCCUCUCCCAGGGCUGAAAAGAGAAAUAUGCAAGUCCCUAGUACUUUGUCCUCCUAGGUGUCUACACAGUGCCCAUUCAGAACUUUGAUUUCCAGACCUGAAGACUUUAACUGGAGAACUGAAGGGGGCAGGGCAGGACCUAAACACAAGAGCCCCAGAAACAUUAAGUUACCCGCAUGCUGGUGGGUAACUUAAGGGCAGGAGGACUAGACACCUGCCCUCAGGCUCAUAGAUGGAGGUCUGUCAGCGGCUCAGCUGAACAGCCCUCUGUUCCUGCCCUGCUGUGGCUGGCUCUCUGCCCUGCUUCUUGCCCUCUGUCUGCCCCUGGGAUGGCGGCUGGAGUCAGAAGUGUUGUCUCAUUCCGUCUGUCCCCCACCCCCAGCGCCAGUGGAGGAUGUUGGGCUUCUAACAACAGGUUCUUUCUCUCUGGCCCUCACCCAACAAGCCUGGCCACUUGCCACUCCUCCUCUUCCAUGGCCUUCCCCCUUUCUGAAAGGAUAUGGGUGACAGAGGGGUUUGUUGUUGGUGUUGGCAUCCAUUGCCUGACAACCGCAGGGUUUAUUCAGAGGCUGAGCUGGAAGCUCAGUUGCCUGCAGUUAGUUCCCUUGACUAAGGAAAAGGGAACUCACCAGAGGGGAGGCUUUGGGGAGGGCACGAGGAGCAGAGAGCGUAGAAAAGGUUAGGCAGAGCAUCUAAUCCAGCCUGCCUACUAACAGAGUACAAGCAACCCAGCAAGAUGGCCCUCUGGCCAAUUUAAAUACAUAUCUACAAAGAACACGGCCAGAACAGGCGUCUGCUUCACAGAGCCUCGUUCUUGUCCUGAGCAAUUGUGCCGUCUUAAGGAGCGGUGGCUCUGUUUAUGACUGCACCAUGCCUUCACGCCUUCAGCCCUGGAAGGACUCACCUGCCCCUACCGUCCAUGCCUCACAUAACCACACACACUGUAUCUCAGUUUACUUUGGAGAGAGACUCGGCUCUGAUUUUCGGAGCACAUUUCUGUCAGCCCUAGCAAAGUAAGAAUUUUGAAAACAAAGCUAUUUUGAAGUAUUCAACAGAAAAAGUCCCCAGUACUAGUUUCUCUGACUUAAAAUGUUACAGCCACAUAUGCCUCUAUUUUUUUUUUUUUUUCUGGAGAUUUAAAUGAAAAAUGUUCUGAUUUCCAUUUCAAAAAGGUAUGGGAGUGUUAGGGGUAUGGCUCAGUUGGAAGAGUGCUUGCCUGACAUGCUCUUUGGAGUCCUGGGUUCCACCCCCAACAAUGUAUAAACCCUGAAACCCCAGCACUCCAGAGGUGGAGGCAGAUGGAACAGACGUUCUAAAUCAUCCUUGAGUUAGAGCCCAGCCUGGGACACUUCAGAUGCUGUCUCAAAACAAGAAAAUGGCGGGGAGGGCUGAUCAGUUCAUCAGAAUAUGUUGUUUGGGAAAAAAAAAAAGAAAGAAAGAAAACCAAAGACACAGGCUACUUUGUGUUACAUUAAACUAUUCUGUGCAAAAUUUGUAUAGAGAACUCAAUGGUGUUUUAUAACUUUAUAAUUAAAAUAUUCA
Messenger RNA from Psammomys obesus (fat sand rat), 2924 nucleotides. It is a transcript of the gene Tmem231, whose product is annotated as transmembrane protein 231. The record is from RefSeq and is a predicted model, not a curated record. The transcript is spliced from 7 exons. The coding region runs from base 21 to 968 and encodes 315 amino acids. Gene Ontology annotation, biological process: cilium assembly; regulation of protein localization. NCBI's taxonomy places the organism in Eukaryota, Metazoa, Chordata, Mammalia, Rodentia, Muridae. Gene Ontology annotation, cellular component: ciliary membrane; ciliary transition zone.